Molecule: messenger RNA, 2465 nt
Organism: Hyposmocoma kahamanoa
Lineage: Eukaryota; Metazoa; Arthropoda; Insecta; Lepidoptera; Cosmopterigidae
Gene: EcR
Product: ecdysone receptor
Exons: 11
Coding region: 645-2195 (516 amino acids)
Biological process (GO): positive regulation of transcription by RNA polymerase II; negative regulation of transcription by RNA polymerase II; cell differentiation
Cellular component (GO): nucleus
Molecular function (GO): zinc ion binding; ecdysone binding; RNA polymerase II cis-regulatory region sequence-specific DNA binding
Source: RefSeq, a predicted model, not a curated record
AUUUCCCCUUCAAAAUAAUCCCACCAUAAAACCCCAUGUUGUCAACAAAAUUCGCGACCUGUGACGUAACUGCAUACUUUAUCGUCCACGACUCCUACCGCGUGCGAUUCCUCAAAAUCUUAACCUAAACCCGCGGAACGAUUACGUCAAUACCAGGUGACCUCCCUCGCCACCCUGCUACAGACUGUUAUUGUUUAUUGUUGUAUAUUUCCGAAAAACAAGUCAGUUUCUGUGUUUUAAAAUCGAACUCCAAGUGGUGCAUAGAAGAUUUCUAACGGUCUAAUAAAAAUCAACGCACAAAACUCAUCUAAAUCGAAACUUUGUAGACUUGAUUGAUCAUUGAAUAUACCUCUAGUAGUAACGCAAGCUAUACUGCCGAACGCAAUAAAUAGUAUAAGGUUAUUUUAGCUGUAGUUACUUAAGUUUGAAAAGUGGAGAACCCAAGCACUGCCAACGUUACCACCGGAAUCGCACCAACUGAUAGAUAUAGUGUUAUUCUGACAAUAUCAACCAAAGCCUCUGACGGCUUCGCCUUGAUAAACGAUUACAACGCCGCCCCGCUGUUCGCCUCAGAAAACGCUUCCAGUGAAGUGUGGAGCGCGAGCGGCGGGGCCGGCAACGGAUCAGCAUGCGGUAGCAGCGGCAUGGACCUGAAACACGAAGUGGCAUACCGCGGUGUGCUACCUGGCCAGGUGAAGGCCGAGCCCGGUGUCAGCCACAACGGCCAUCCGCCCAACGGUCACGUCAGGGAGUGGAUGGCGGGCGGAGCGGGCUCACCAUCCCCCGGCGUGGCCACUCAGCCACAGCCCAACAACGGCUACUCUUCACCCUUGUCAUCAAGCAGCUAUGGACCGUACAGCCCUAACGGAAAAAUAGGUCGAGAAGAAUUAUCACCAGCUUCGAGUGUGAAUGGCUGCAGUACAGAUGGCGACGCGCGGCGGCAGAAAAAGGGUCCAGUUCCGCGUCAGCAGGAGGAGCUAUGCCUCGUUUGUGGCGACAGAGCUUCUGGGUACCACUACAACGCGCUCACAUGUGAAGGUUGCAAAGGUUUCUUCAGGCGGAGUGUGACUAAGAAUGCAGUGUACAUAUGCAAAUUCGGACACGCAUGCGAAAUGGACAUGUACAUGAGGAGGAAAUGUCAAGAAUGCCGGUUAAAGAAAUGCUUGGCUGUGGGCAUGAGGCCCGAGUGCGUAGUCCCAGAAACCCAGUGUGCGAUAAAGAGGAAAGAGAAGAAAGCCCAGAGAGAAAAAGACAAGCUACCAGUCAGCACGACGACAGUAGAUGACCACAUGCCGCCCAUAAUGCAAUGCGAUCCCCCGCCCCCAGAAGCUGCCAGGAUUCUCGAAUGUUUGCAGCACGAAGUGGUCCCGCGGUUCCUCUCGGAUAAGCUAAUGGAACAGAAUCGGCAGAAGAACAUCCCUCCGCUCACCACCAACCAGCAGUUCCUGAUCGCGAGACUCGUUUGGUACCAAGACGGAUACGAGCAGCCCUCCGAGGAGGACCUUAAAAGGGUUACGCAGACUUGGCAACAGGAUGAUAAUAUUGACGAGCAGACAGACAUGCCAUUCCGUCAAAUUACCGAGAUGACCAUCCUCACAGUACAGCUCAUCGUGGAAUUCGCCAAGGGUCUGCCUGGCUUCUCCAAGAUCUCGCAGCCUGAUCAAAUAACACUGCUUAAGGCGUGCUCAAGUGAAGUAAUGAUGCUGCGAGUGUCUCGGCGGUAUGACGUACAAACGGACAGUGUGCUGUUCGCAAACAAUCAGGCAUACACCCGCGACAACUACCGCAAGGCGGGCAUGGAUUAUGUCAUCGAAGACUUGCUGCACUUCUGCCGCUGCAUGCACUCUUUGACCAUGGACAACGUUCAGUAUGCACUAGUAACUGCUAUUGUUAUAUUUUCAGAUCGGCCCGGCCUCGAACAACCAAAGCUAGUCGAAGAGAUCCAGAAAUAUUACCUGAACACGUUGAGAACAUACAUCGUGAACCAGAACAGUGGCUCCCCGCGAUGCCCCAUCAUCUAUGGCAAGGUCCUCUCAAUCCUGGCUGAGCUGCGCACCCUUGGCAUGCAGAACUCCAACAUGUGCAUUUCGCUAAAGCUGAAGAACAGGAAGCUGCCGCCGUUCCUCGAGGAGAUCUGGGACGUGGCGGAUGUGGCGUCGGGGAAUGCACCCGUCAGGGAGCAAGCGCAGCUCUAGCCCUUGCGUAGCGAGCACAACCCCGCCGCCCGCGGCUAGCCACCGGCCCGCGCCGCGCCCAAGGAGAGAACGCUCAUAGACUGGCUAGUUUUAGUGAAGUGCACGGACACUGCGUCGGACGUGAUGAACGUAUUUAUAAUGUGCAAAUUUUAACACAUAAGGGAGUACGGCUGUACUCAUACGUAUUCGGUGACCGACGACGAUGAUGUGCGAGAGAUUAGUGAAUAUAUGUGUUGUUGAAUGUUUGGAGAAUAUAUUUAGUGUUGAUCG